Penicillium taxi is the source of this 186-nucleotide messenger RNA. RefSeq lists its product as uncharacterized. The coding region runs from base 1 to 186 and encodes 61 amino acids. NCBI's taxonomy places the organism in Eukaryota, Fungi, Ascomycota, Eurotiomycetes, Eurotiales, Aspergillaceae. The record is from RefSeq and is a predicted model, not a curated record. The transcript is spliced from 2 exons.
AUGACAUCCCAGUUAAAUGGUGGGACCAUUCAGCCCGCUCGGGUCCUACCACCCGAGUUACCUCAGGUUCUUGCUUCUAUUGGCUGCCUCUUUUGGCUGGACUCUUCUCGUCUGCCCCUCGACAGUCCAUCUUCCGAUUCUUACGCAAUCGACACUUUGGACACUUCGACUACGCUGUUGUGGUGA